AUGUCAUGUUUAACUAUUGAAGAGCAAGAUUUCGAGGCGUCACAAAAGUUUAUGCUCAGCAUAGAAGACUUUAAGAAAGAUGCAAAUGGAAAAAGAAUUAGAAAAAUAGAGGAUAGAAUAAAUAAUGGGAAUUCGAUAGAAGUGUGGAGUGCCGAAGAUAAAAAAGAAGAGAGGCAGAAACUCUAUUGCAAAGUAAACUUCCUUCAAGAUGAAGUGGUGGACAAUGGUGUUGUGUGCAAACAGGAAUUUAUUCGCUCUCACGUAGCUUUAGGUAUUCCUAAACACGAGGUAAAAGAAACGUUUCGAAAAAUAGCAUACCGUAAAUCUCAUAUUUCGUGGGAAGAAUUUGAAACGCAGUAUAAAUUAGUGUUAAAAUAG
Molecule: messenger RNA, 378 nt
Organism: Pieris macdunnoughi
Lineage: Eukaryota; Metazoa; Arthropoda; Insecta; Lepidoptera; Pieridae
Source: the annotation of a GenBank genome assembly